Molecule: messenger RNA, 1344 nt
Organism: Penicillium concentricum
Lineage: Eukaryota; Fungi; Ascomycota; Eurotiomycetes; Eurotiales; Aspergillaceae
Exons: 1
Coding region: 1-1344 (447 amino acids)
Source: RefSeq, a predicted model, not a curated record
AUGCCUCAGAUUUCAAAUACUCCAGAAUCUUUGCUUCCUCGCUCAGAUUCUCGAAACCCAGCGACAACAUGUAGAGGCAUAACCGCCCAAGGCCGGCCCUGCCGCCGCUCUUUAGCCUCUCCAAAUCCAUCGGCUGCUUCUACCCCUCGAAAGAAGGAUCCUCGCCAAGAAGCUAUAGAUGUGGCAUCUUUGUACUGCUGGCAGCACAAGGAUCAAGAUUCUUCGUCGAAUUCAUAUACGACUGUUAUCACCCCGGCUAAGACGAGGACGAGCAUCGAUACACUAAUGGAUCGACUGGGUGUGCUCGAAAUAAAUGAUGAUCCAGUCUCCCAAAGGCCAAAGCCUCCCCAGAAACGGCGGACAAAUCAAAGUAGGCCGAGUGAGAAGCGUCGGCCGAAGAAAAAGACCACUUUCUGUUGCUUCCAGAUCGUCGAGGAUAGCGGCGAAGAUGACAGGCCCACCUCAGUUCAACGGCCCAAACCCCCUCCCCCGGCAAAUGGCGGUUCGAACCAAAAGAUCAAACUGCCUGCCUCUGCCGGAAAGCCGCAGCAUGUAGUAGUGUCACCCACUCCUCAAACAUCCCGGCCAUCUUUGUCAAACACGGGUGAUCCUUCUUCCUCGCAAACACAAGCCUUAUUAUCGUGGAUCCCGUCGACGCUCUCCCCACAGACAACAUCGAUUCUUAUCACAGAACUGGCCAAACCCAUCUCCAACGCCGAUGACGAAGGCUAUAUCUAUAUGUUCUGGGUGACACCUCCAACAACUACCACACAGCGGAGCGCUGAAACCGCAGUACCGCGAGACAUAGCAUCUUCCCUGCUACCCCAAGCCCCUCAAAGUAGCAACCACCUCCGCCCACCCACCCAGCCGCGCAGCGUCAGCGACGCAAUCCGUGCAGCACAAGACCUCAACGCUCUCACUUCCAACCCAACAUCAACAACGCCCGGAACGCUCAGGCUGAAAAUUGGACGCACGAGCAAUGUGCACCGUCGACUCGCAGAAUGGAGUAAACAGUGCUCAUACGACUUGACUUUGAUCCGUUAUUACCCUUACACACCAUCGUCUUCUUCCUCCUCCCCUGCUAGGGUGCCGCCAUCCCACAAUAGCCGGAACAGGGCCCCUUCGGCCUCUUUAGUACCAGGAAGGAAAGUCCCGCAUGUGCACCGUGUGGAACGACUCAUUCACCUAGAGCUGGCGGCCCUACGUGUGCGAGACUUAGGACAGUGUCCUGAGUGUGGGAAGGAGCAUCGGGAAUGGUUUGAGGUCGAGGCGGCGAAGGAGUCGCUAAAAAGGGUGGAUGAGUGUAUUCGACGAUGGGUCUCCUGGGCCGAGUCGAUGACUUGA